Messenger RNA from Mus pahari (shrew mouse), 2255 nucleotides. Its product is annotated as zinc finger protein 11. Gene Ontology annotation, biological process: regulation of transcription by RNA polymerase II. Lineage: Eukaryota; Metazoa; Chordata; Mammalia; Rodentia; Muridae. Gene Ontology annotation, molecular function: RNA polymerase II transcription regulatory region sequence-specific DNA binding; DNA-binding transcription factor activity, RNA polymerase II-specific. Bases 69 to 2012 code for a protein of 647 amino acids. Gene Ontology annotation, cellular component: nucleus. The record is from RefSeq and is a predicted model, not a curated record. The transcript has 2 exons.
CCUCCCUGGUCACACUGCUGGAGCAGAGAGAAGAGGCUUGAGAUGUGAGGGGACAGGAGUCAGGAACCAUGUACCCAGAGAAUCUUUCUGACUGUAACGACUCUGUAAAAGACUUUGAUCAACCCCUAAAACUUGCCAUCCAGCAAUGUGCGCACAGAGAGAAGCCAUCCAAGCAGGAAGACCAGGAUGAACCAGCUUCCGAUCAGCGUCUCAGGGUGCAUAGAGGAGACAUGCCCUAUGAAUGCAAAGACUGUGGGAAAGUCUUUAAAUACCGCUCGGUCCUCUACCAACACCGCAUCAUUCACACGGCCGCCAGACCCUACAAAUGUAAAGAGUGUGGCAAAGCUUUCAAGAGAAGUAGAAACCUCGCUCAGCACCAGGUGACACACAAGAGGGACCGACCACACAAGUGUGAAGAGUGCGGCAGAGCCUUUUCUGCGCUUUCGGUCCUUACCCAACACCGCAUCACCCACACCGGAGAGAAGCCCUUCAAGUGUAAAGAGUGCGGCAGAGCCUUUAAAUAUAACUCGACCCUUGCUCAGCACGAAGUCAUUCAUACCGAAGCCAAACCCUACAGAUGUCAGGAAUGUGGCAAAGCCUUCAAGAGAAGCCACACACUCAGUCAACACCAGAUAAUUCAUAAAGGGGAGAAACCGCACAAGUGUGAGGAGUGUGGCAGGGCCUUCAGUAAGCACUCGUCUCUUACCCAACACCAGGUCAUCCACACGGGAGAAAAGCCUUACCAAUGCAGAGAGUGCGGCAAAGCGUUCAGGUAUCAGUCAACCCUGACCCGCCACCACAUUGUUCACACCGGCGCCAAGCCCUACAAAUGCCCAGAGUGCAGCAAGGCCUUCAAUAACAGUUCGACCCUCAGUCGGCACCAGAUAAUCCACACAGGAGAGAAACCCUACAAGUGUCAGGAGUGCGGCCGGGCCUUUUACUGCGCCUCCUUCUUGAUCCAGCACAUGAAGAUCCACUUCGAGGAGAUGCCCUACAGAUGCAAAGAGUGUGGGAAGCCCUUCAGGCUCUCCUCCCAGCUUAUCCGGCACCAGAGAAUCCACACCGGGGAGGAGCCCUACAUCUGCAGAGAGUGUGGCAAGACCUUCAAGUAUCAGUCAAACCUGACCCGCCACCAGAUACUUCACACCGGCGCCAAGCCCUACAAAUGCCCAGAGUGUGGCAAGGCCUUCAAUAACAGUUCCACCCUCACCCGGCACCAGAUAAUCCACACAGGAGAGAAGCCCUACAAGUGUCAGGAGUGCGGCCGGGCCUUUUACUGCUCCUCAUACCUGAUCCAGCACAUGAAGAUCCACUUUGAAGAGAUUCCCUACAGAUGUAAAGAAUGUGGUAAACCGUUCAAGUGUUCUUCACAGCUUAUCCGACACCAGAGAAUCCACAGCGGGGAGAAACCCUACAUCUGUAAGGAAUGCGGCAAGGCCUUCAACUGUACGUCAUACCUCACUAAGCAUCAGCGCAUCCACACCGGGGAGAAACCCUACGUGUGUCAGGAGUGUGGCAAGGCCUUCAACUGUUCCUCCUAUCUUUCUAAACAUCAGAGAAUUCACAUUGGAGACAGACUCUAUAAAUGCACAGAGUGUGGCAAAGCCUACUGCUUUUCCUCACAGCUGAACCGACAUCAGAGGAUCCACACCGGGGAGAAACCCUACGUGUGUCAGGAGUGUGGCAAGGCCUUCAACUGUUCUUCAUACCUUCACAAGCACCAGCGCAUCCACAUGGUAGAAAAACCCUAUGUGUGUAAAGAGUGUGGCAAAGCCUUUAGCUGCUCCUCAUACCUUACUAAACACCAGAGGAUCCAUACCGGAGACAGACUAUACAAAUGCCCAGAGUGUGGCAAAGCCUACUGCUUUUCCUCACAGCUGAACCGACAUCAGAGAAUCCACACCAGAGAGAGACCCUAUAGAUGUAAGGAAUGUGGCAAGGCCUUUAUUACUUCCUCCAGCCUUAAGCGACACCAGGAAACUCACGCUCUCCAGAGACCAAACAGUGUGUAGAAUCUGUGUACAUGUGUAUGAGCAAAGCCUUAAUAGGGAGACAGUUGUUACCGGGCAUUUCGUGCACUUAGUGUCUUUAACAACUGCUGAACCUUCCAUUUGCACCAAAAAGGCCCAUCUAUGAGGGGAGACAAUACAGGUGGAAGGAAUCUGGCAAGACCUUUAAGUCCUGUGUGACACUGUCUCAGAGUGUGUACUAAACAACCAAUAGUUGAGAACUGUUACAGAUAUGAGAACAUGGUC